This is a messenger RNA of Lepus europaeus (European hare), 3491 nucleotides long. RefSeq names its product calcyphosine 2 (gene CAPS2). NCBI's taxonomy places the organism in Eukaryota, Metazoa, Chordata, Mammalia, Lagomorpha, Leporidae. The coding region runs from base 184 to 2046 and encodes 620 amino acids. Gene Ontology annotation, molecular function: calcium ion binding. The record is from RefSeq and is a predicted model, not a curated record. The transcript is spliced from 19 exons.
GCAACCUGCGGACGCCAGCUGGGGCUGAAGUGGAAUUGCCCUCUUUUACACCUUUUCCAGGUCUCCUGCUCUGGAUCUGGGCUUUCCUGAGCUUGUUGGGUCAGCUCACGGUGGCUUCCCUGUGUCGCCCACCUGUCCAGGGGUCCCAGUACAGUAUACUGCAUGAUAAAUACAUGAACCUGAAUGGAUUUGGAGGUUAAAGGAGUUGCUGCUUCUCCUACGAGCCAAACCCAGCCAUUCUCUGGAAGAAAGAAGCCACUACAACAGGGAUGGACUUCUGGACCAUGGGCAAUUCAGAAUGCGUACCCACCUGUGGUCCCACGACUUGAUUUGGGAAGCCUGGUUGACUCUGAUGAUGAGGAUGAUUAUUCAUAUAUUCCACUUAGUACAGCGCAUAUUUAUUUUAAUCCACCAAAUUCAUCUUCUACUCUUGGUUGGGUCCCAUCAUGUCAAAUACCAUAUACUCAGCAUCAUCUAAAAGAACUGGACCAGGACAUAAUACCUGAAAAUUUACCAGCACCAUCAAGCAAAUAUAAGCUAAAAUAUCAACAAUAUAACACUGAAAUGAAAGAGGGAUAUAAACAGUAUAGUCAGAGAAAUUCAGAGAAGACAAAAUCAAAUGUUCCACAUCCAGAGUCCCCAGAAAUCAAGAUAGAUGACAAGUGUGUACAAGGCAAGGAGAGCAGCGUGGAUGGCCUUACCACUCUGGACAGGAAAGCCCUCCUACAGCAAGGUUUUGCAGAAAGCCCUUGCAAUGCACAACACAGUACAAGAAAAUCAAAUGCAGGCAUAGCAGAGAGCUGGAUCAGAAGAGGAAGAGGAGCAGCUGGAACACAAAAUGAUGCCCAGGAAGUAGUGGCUGCAGAGAAGAAGAAACAAACUGUAGCAGAGCAGGUGCUGGUAGAUUACUUAUCUCGGGCUGUAAUCAGUGAUCCAGAACAAAAUUUAACCCUGGAGAAGCAAGAAAGUACUUGUAUCCUUCCAGAUUCAAAGGUGGCACCUCUUCGAUUUAGGAAAAGAACACUACAUGAAACAAAGAUCAAAACGCAAUCUACAUUAACUGAAAAUGUGCUUUCUCAUAAAGUACAAUUUGAUGGUAGGAUCAUAACAAGAAAUGGACGUGAUGCUUGCAGAGAGCUGAUUGGAUUCUUUUUUACCCAUGACCAGUCCCUUACAAUUUAUGAAUAUCGGCAAUUUGGGAAAAAUAGAACAAAUGUGCUUCCUUUUAUUCAUAAGAGCAUUUAUAGUCAUCAGUGUGGACGAAGAAAAGGAAAACAAUACCAAGUUGGUGAUUUUUAUACUGGUGCAACAUUGACAUUUUUGAGUUCUGAUCACCCUGGCCUUCCAGAAAGCAUAAAAAAAAACACAUUACUGAGAGUUCGAAUCACAAAUAUUGAUCAAAUGGUUUUGGAUUCCCUGAAAACUGCUUCUGUGGAACCUGAUGAUGAUAUAAUCUGUCAAGAAGCCAAUGAUAGCCUUGUCUUAAAGGCCAUUCAAGAUGUGUUAAAAGAAAAACUACAUAAAAGAGGUGUUCGUAUUUUGACUGGACUGGGAAAAUACUUUCAACAAUUGGACAAGGAAGGAGAUGGACUUUUACAUAAGUCAGAUUUUAAGCAAGCUCUGAAAGUGUUUCACUUUGAAAUAUCUGAAAAGGAUUUUGAAUCUCUGUGGUACAUUCUGAAUGGCAAUGACAAUGACAAAGUUGAUUAUGGAGAAUUUAAACGUGCAAUUAUUGGUGAAAUGAAUGAAUACAGGAAAUCAUUUGUUCGAAAGGCCUUUAUGAAACUGGAUUUCAACAAAACUGGCUUUGUGAGUGUCAUAGACAUAAGCAAAUGUUAUUGUGCAAAAAAGCAUCCCCAAGUAGCUUCAGGCCAUUCCACAGAGGAAGACAUCAAAUCAUCUUUUCUAGAAACAUUAAGAGAGUCCUGCGGCAAGUCUGAUGAAGUGUCAUAUGGAGAAUUUGAAGAUUACUAUGAAGGUCUAAGUAUAGGAAUGGAAAAUGAUGAAGACUUUGUUAACAUCUUACGUACUCCAUGGGGAAUUUAGUUUUUAAUAAUUCAUAUGCCAUCGGCACUAAACAUUUUGCAGGAAGGAUGAAUUGAAUGCAAAGUAUGAUCAAACACUGGAGUAUGUCUUCCUUAUCCUCUUAUUCUCUUGAUCUUAUUUUUUUUUCCAAAAAACUUCAGUCUGUAAGGAGAAAUAUUCAGAAUUAUAGGGAUAUGUGCUCAUAUACAAAUGUGCAUACUUGUCUAUCUGUAAGUUUAUAAAGGUGUGCCUUUUUGAUUUACUACUCAUUUUGAUUAUAUCUUAGAGGUCACUGUUUUUUACUAGCCUCAACAGAAACUGACAUCUGCAUCAAAGUAUGUAAGAGCAUCUAUACAGCAACCAAGUUUCCCAUCAUUUCACUUUUUUUUUUUUUUGCUUCCACAGAACAUAAUUGCUACCCUUCUAAAUUUGAUGAAUUUGAAUUGAGCCCAAAGCUUACAAGACUGAAAUAGUUCAACUUGUUUUAAACAUAUGGAAAUGUUAAAGGAAUUAAAGGAUAUGUGAGAUAAGUUUUCCAAGUAGAGUGAUUAUAGCUGUUUUCUAUACCAUUAAUAUUUAGAAUGAUGGAGAUUUACUCCUACAGUGCUCAUUACAUUGACCUGUCUUGUAAACUUUUGUCUUCUAAAAUAUGUACCAUUAUUUGUUCAGCCAAGCACAAUGUAUUUAUUCUAGUGACCAUGUAUUCGUUAUUUUAUUUUAUUUUAGUUGAAAUCCUAUUACCUGCAUAGAAUUGUUAUUUAGCUGGAAAAAACUGGCGUGAGAGAAGACGUUUCUCUUAUUAAAUAAAGACCUCAAAAGGUGCAUUAUUGCAUAUAUGGACCCAAGAGAUAAUGAGUAAUUCUUACUCAAAAUGUGAAAUCAUAUUUUGUGUGAUAAAAUGUUAUUUUAAACAUCUAUUUUUGGUGUACUAAACAACCAAAACAUUUUUUCUAAAUAUGUAUUUUUUAGUAGUAGUAUAAUCAUUCUCCCUAAAUUCCUUGUUUCUCACUUCAUGUUCACAACAGAUAGAAGAGAGAACAUUAUGUAGUUGUUUCCAAAUUCAUAAUCUUAACUUAUAUGUUAAGAUAAAAUAAAUUGGAAAAAAAAUAUGAACAACAUAAGUGGUUCAAAAAUGAAAACAUGUACUUGGUAGAAUUUGACUUUAGGUAUAUCAGUUCAUCCAUCUAUACCUGGCAACAUUAUCAGAAAUGUGAUACGUGUGAACUCAAUAAAUUCAAAGUUGUACUUUUUGAUAUUUGAGGAAGUACUGAAACUUACUACUGAAAUAUCAGAAAGAAAAUAUGUGUAAACCUUUUAGUGCUGUUCUUACCAUCUACAUUUUUUGCUGCUUUUGACUUUUCCCAGCAAUAUUAUUACAAUUGAAACAAGAUGCUAAAAGAAGUUGAGCAGAAAUAAGUUUAUAAUAUUAUUUCUAAGCGAUAUUUUAUAGAAAAAUUCAUCCAGCU